UUUAAACCAGCCGAAAGGAGAUGCGUGUGCACCAGGAGUAAUUACUAAUUUAUUGUCGUAGUAAAAGUAUAAAAAGCGCUCGAACGAUGUCCCGCUCAUGCAGUACUUCAGCACAGAACUGUAAUCGCGGCUCGCAGUGAAAUAUUUCGAACUUUGAUGCUGUAACAACAAUAGGACCCCUCGAUUGAUUUCUGUGAAGGAAUUUCACCUGCGUAGCAAAGUUAACAGGACAUUGCUUCAUAAUCACAAAUUCCUACUAAAGCGCACAUCCUCCAGGGGACAUUUACCGUAGCUAGUUUACUUUUACUGUGGCAGACAGACCGCACAACACCCUCCGCGAAACGCAAUGAGUAAUCUCAGCCGUCGUGUGCUGAACGGCACAUUAUUUGUUAUAGCAGUGAGUGUUCUCUUUACACCGGUAGCAUCGGAGAAAGGAUCAGAUUUCUUACAAGAUAUUUUUCGUUUCUACGGGGAGAAUGACACACUUUCAUUUGAAAAUCUCGAAAACAUGCUAGACUUACUUGGGACCAGACGACCAAGCCAUGUGUUGGAAGGAGAAAAUCAAUUCGUGCACUCAAAGUGUCUGUCAGCACCAGAGAUCUUGUCCCAGUACGGCCUGGGCAACUACAGCCAGGCGAGCGCAGAACACCUGAAGAGCAUCUGCCCUGCUCUGCUGAGCCACGCUGUGCUCCCCGCGUGCCCCCGCACAGUGCCCGCCACAAUCCAGACCAUAGAUUACCAUGUUUGGGGAUAUGGUGUCCUAGCAGUCACCAUCAUUAACCUGUCCGCCAUGCUGGGCCUGGCUCUGAUCCCCUUCACCAAGAAGCCCUACUUCCCCAAGGUGCUCACCUACUUCAUUGGCCUGGCCAUCGGCACGCUCUUCUCCAACGCCGUGCUGCAGCUCAUCCCCGAGGCGUUGGGAUUUGACCCCAAAGCUGACAACUACGUCUUAAAAGCCAUUGGAAUAUUUGGAGGAUUUUAUCUUCUUUUCUUCACAGAAAAAGUCUUGAAGAUGGUACUAAAAACUGAAUUUGAGCAUGGACACAGUCACUUUAGCCCUGGGGAGCAGUCUCGAGUCAACUCUCUCCAGAACGGCGACCUAGGAGUCAAGGGCGAGGUCAUUGCUGUAACCAGUUUCAGCAACAUUGGUGCCGAUCCCCCUGCAAGCAUGAACUCUGACCUCGCCUCAGAACAGGAGGCGCACGUCUCCAGGGGGACCUGCCACUGGCUGAGGGGGGAACGAAUCUCCAACAUCAAGACCGUGGCCUGGAUGAUCUCCCUGAGCGACGCCCUGCACAACUUCAUCGACGGCCUGGCCAUCGGGGCCUCCUUCACCGUGUCCGUGCUGACCGGCUUCAGCACCUCCAUCGCCAUCAUCUGCGAGGAGUUCCCCCACGAGCUGGGUGACUUUGUGAUCCUCUUGAAUGCGGGUAUGAGCAUCCCUCAGGCGGUUUUCUUCAACCUGCUGUCGGCCAUGUCCUGCUACAUCGGUCUGGUGCUCGGCAUUCUGGUGGGCAGCAGCUUCGCCCCCAACAUCAUCUUUGCACUCGCUGGCGGCAUGUUCCUCUACAUCGCACUGGCUGACAUGUUCCCAGAGAUGAACAGCAUUUUGAGCGAGCAGGAGAAGACCACCAGGAACAGCGUCGUUUUCUUCCUGAUCCAGAACGCCGGCCUGCUGACCGGCUUCUCCAUCAUCCUUCUCAUCACCAUGUUUGCCGGGGACAUCAACCUGGGGUAGGGGGAUCUUAUAGAGAGAGGAUAGGCCCACAGACCCCGGUACAGAAACACUGACCCACUGACAAAAUCCAGUGGGACCAUCAGAGCUGCAGUUGCCGACCAAAUUUCUCCUUGUCUGCACUGCACCUCUGGUCAUACCGCCCUCCCUGCAACACCAUAACGUCCUCACAACAUCCCUGCAACGUCACAGUCAUGUGACAGCACUGUAGUCUUGUGCACAUAGUAGGAUUCAGUCUGGACCUCUCCACAGGGACGAUAAACUGUUCUCAUUGAUGUAGCGAUUCCUGUUUUUUUGUAGUUUAUGUGAUGAAGCCUUAUUUAUUUGACCUAUAUGCAUCACUGCCUAGUGCUUUACAGUAAUGCCUGCCCUUACUGUUUUGCUGCUAAUAUUUAAGAUCCUACUGAAUUCACUUUAUGCUGAAUUCUGUGAAGGGAACAUUUGUGUCAUCUACACCAAAGGGUUGCCUUGGUCAACUAUAUUACCUGCUGAGCAUUGCCAACCGAGCCAUCAAACUUGACUGCAUUCACAGUAUACCACUGUCAAGUUAAAAGGGAUCAUAGUAAUAUAAUCAAUGUCAAAUGAAAUGUUUGUUCUAGUUGAUUAUAAUUCCCAUGAUUAUUCCCAUGGGGUUUGAUAGUACUGUAAAUACAACAUCAAAUCAAAAAAGGGAAUAUAAUUUUUGACAUGCCCCUGAAGGGAAGCUUUGUUCAUAUUUACUUUACCAAUGGGGCAGAAUGUCAUUUAUGCAAUAAUAGUCUGACUUCCAGAAAGUGUUACUGGAAAUAAUUCCAAACAGCCAAUGUAAAUGUGAAAGUUUAUCCUCUGAUUCUCCUCUGAUUUUGUAACUGGGAGAUGAUUGACGAGCAAUAAUGGAAACUGCUCAUUUCACAAAAUCAAAUAAGUUCUUACAUGGUAAGGGAGUUGAUUAUAGCUCAUAUUUAUUACGAGCAUUUAUUUCUUUACCAUUACAAAUGUGAACAAAGUUUGUUGUAGUGUUUUUUUUA
Megalops cyprinoides (Indo-Pacific tarpon) is the source of this 2742-nucleotide messenger RNA. RefSeq names its product solute carrier family 39 member 8 (gene slc39a8). Gene Ontology annotation, biological process: zinc ion import across plasma membrane; intracellular zinc ion homeostasis. Gene Ontology annotation, molecular function: zinc ion transmembrane transporter activity. The coding region runs from base 347 to 1738 and encodes 463 amino acids. The transcript has 8 exons. NCBI's taxonomy places the organism in Eukaryota, Metazoa, Chordata, Actinopteri, Elopiformes, Megalopidae. Gene Ontology annotation, cellular component: membrane. The record is from RefSeq and is a predicted model, not a curated record.